AUGAUCGAAGCCGGUAAACCGGCGACCAAGCUCAAAUCGGAAGCGCUCGCGGUGCUCCUGGAGCGCGGUCUCGUGCACCAGUGCACGGAUGUGGAAGCGCUGGACCGAACGCUUUCCGAAGGACUGGUCACCGCAUAUGCCGGGUUUGAUGCUACCGCCGCCAGUCUCCAUGUCGGGCACCUGAUGCCGCUGAUGACCAUGCGCUGGCUGCAAAAGCUCGGCCAUCGCCCCAUCGUCGUCCUUGGUGGCGGGACCAGCCAGAUCGGUGAUCCGAGCUUCAGGAAUGAUGCAAGGCCACUUCUGGAAGAACGACAGAUUUCCGCCAAUAUCGCAACCAUUCGCCGGUCGGUCGAAAGGCUUGUCGACAUGGACGGUCCCGAUGGUGCCUUGCUGGUCGACAACGCGGAGUGGCUCAACGAGUUCCGCUUCCUGGAAUUUCUCCGCGACUAUGGUUCCCAGUUCACUGUCAACCGCAUGAUGACGUUCGACAGCGUCAAGUCGCGCCUCGAUGCGCAGAUGCCGCUGACCGUGCUGGAAUUCUGUUACAUGAUGCUGCAGGCGGUGGACUUCCUGGAAUUGGCCAAGCGCCACGACUGCGUGUUGCAGGUCGGCGGAUCCGAUCAGUGGGGCAACAUCGUCAACGGUGUCGAACUCGGCCGACGUGACGGCCGCAAGCUGCACGGCCUCACGGUUCCUCUGCUGACGACUGCAAGCGGGGCCAAGAUGGGCAAGACAGCCGCCGGUGCUGUCUGGCUGCAUCCCGAACAUCUGUCACCGUUCGGCUUCUGGCAGUUCUGGCGCAAUACGGCGGAUGCCGAUGUCGGCAAGUUCCUCCGCCUUUUCACGGAAUUGCCGAUCAAGGAAGUCGAAAGAUUGUCCGAAUUGCAGGGUGUGGAGCUGAAUGAAGCCAAGAAGAUCCUUGCGACCCAGGUAACAACCAUCGUUCACGGACCAGAGGAAGCGCGUGCAGCCUUGCAACAGGGAGAUGCCUUGUUCUCAGGCGGCGAUGACCUUCUCGAACCGACCCACAAACUGCCGCUUGAACGCCUUGCCGAAGGUCUGGGACUUCUCGAGCUCGUCGUCGCAAUCGGAUUUGCGGCAUCCAAUGGCGAAGCCCGGCGUCUGGUGGAAGGGGGUGGUGUACGGCUCAACAACCGGAUCAUCGAGGACCCGCGCCGCCGGAUCGGCACCGGUGACCUGAAAGCAAACGACCGGCUCGCCGUUUCGGUUGGAAGGCGCCGUAAGGCGUUGGUCGGGUUCGAGUGA
Molecule: messenger RNA, 1266 nt
Organism: Effrenium voratum
Lineage: Eukaryota; Dinophyceae; Suessiales; Symbiodiniaceae
Source: the annotation of a GenBank genome assembly